CGAGGCAAGGAGCUAGUUUCUCUCAUCUCCCAUCAAAACACACAUUUCGAUCUCAUCUCUUCAACAAAGAAGAUGAACAACAAGAAGAACCCAGAUCAGAAACCAGAAAUGUCCUCAUCGUCUUCAUCUUCAUCUUCUCCCAAGAAACAAACCCUCUUCAUAUCAUCCCUAAUCAUCCUCUGGUACACCUCCAACAUCGGCGUCCUCCUCCUCAACAAGUUCCUCCUCUCAAACUACGGAUUCAAAUUCCCCAUCUUCCUCACGAUGUGCCACAUGUCAGCCUGCGCCAUCCUCAGCUACCUCUCCAUCGUCUUCCUCAAGCUCGUCCCUCUCCAGCACCUCAAAUCUCGCUCUCAGUUCAUGAAAGUCGCGACUCUCAGCAUUGUCUUCUGUGCCUCCGUCGUUGGAGGGAACGUCUCCCUUCGUUAUCUUCCCGUCUCGUUUAAUCAGGCUGUAGGUGCCACGACGCCGUUUUUCACAGCGCUCUUUGCGUAUCUCAUGACGUUUAAGAGAGAGGCUUGGUACGGUGCUCUUGUCCCUGUUGUUACCGGUGUCGUGAUCGCCAGUGGGGGUGAGCCAGGUUUUCACUGGUUUGGAUUCAUUAUGUGCAUCAGUGCUACUGCAGCAAGAGCUUUUAAAUCAGUUCUUCAAGGCAUCUUACUUUCUUCUGAAGGAGAAAAGUUGAACUCGAUGAAUUUGAUGCUGUACAUGUCCCCCAUAGCAGUCAUUGCACUUCUGCCCGUAACAAUAGUAAUGGAACAAGAUGUGAUGAGUGUGACACUAUCCCUCGCAAGACAACAUAAGUACAUGUGGGUACUUCUCUUGGUUAACUCUGUAAUGGCUUAUUCAGCCAACUUGUUGAACUUUCUUGUUACCAAGCACACAAGCGCACUUACCCUCCAGGUUCUUGGAAACGCCAAAGGAGCGGUUGCUGUUGUGAUCUCGAUCUUGCUUUUCAGAAACCCGGUCACGGUGAUGGGAAUUGGCGGGUAUAGUAUAACGGUGCUUGGGGUUGUUGCUUAUGGAGAGACUAAACGCAGGUUUAGAUGA
Molecule: messenger RNA, 1050 nt
Organism: Brassica oleracea var. oleracea
Lineage: Eukaryota; Viridiplantae; Streptophyta; Magnoliopsida; Brassicales; Brassicaceae
Product: probable sugar phosphate/phosphate translocator At5g04160
Exons: 4
Coding region: 73-1050 (325 amino acids)
Cellular component (GO): Golgi apparatus
Molecular function (GO): antiporter activity
Source: RefSeq, a predicted model, not a curated record